AUGUUAGCAAAUAGCAAUAUCGUCUCAUCAUAUUUACAUUGUCCCCAAAUAUUGGGCAUACCGUCACUGGUUGAUGUUGGUCGUUUUGUGAACACGGCUCCUGUACGAAUGUUCCACUAUCGUCAAGAAGCGCGAUCAAAUGUUGAAGCGAUGUGUCCGUGUGCUUCUGCAGACAACACAACAUUCGAGAGCGCGUUAUUAUUGCCGGCGAAGGCAGCAAAAGUUAAGACUGACGACAUUUCCACGAAUCUAGAUGAGGACUCAAAAACAGAAGCCAACACCUCAUCUACAACCAGUCGUCAGCGUGAAACACCAGUUAAACUAAGCUUUGGAAUUGACAGAAUCCUCCACGACUCCCACAGUGUUUGUCGCAUCAAAGAAGAAAUUGGCUCAACUACGUCGCAUCGUGAUAACAACAGCAAUGGUUCACCUUUGAAACCCAGGUCUCUGUGGCAGACGGUUGGACAUCAGUCUAAUUCUGGUCAUUUUUCCGGAACAGUAAAACGGAAAAGAAGCUGGUCCAGGGCGGUGUUUACUAGCCUUCAGCGAAAAGGCCUGGAAAAGAGAUUCGAUGUGCAAAAGUACGUGAAUAAGCCAGAUCGGAGGCAGCUAGCUGCUGCGUUGGGGCUAACAGAUGCUCAGGUGAAGGUUUGGUUUCAAAACCGUCGUAUGAAAUGGCGCCAGAAUCAGAAGCAGACGAAAGAUAACUCGAGCCGGAUAUCAACAGGCGAGAACGCCGACAGACCGUCUACCCCUCAUUUACAAGAUGAACUAUCGCCCAGCAACAUGAAAGAAGACGAAUGAUUAUCUAAUUUCUGGUAAUUAAGGAGAUAUUUUCGUGCGAUCUAAACCGGUGUUGGCUCAUACAAGCAUUGAUUUUGAUGAGGCCUAUAUAUUGAUACAAUGUAAUACAGUAUAUUCAAAUUUUAUUUGUUUUCGGGUGCUAAAAUUUGAAUGGUUACCGAUUUUCUUUAGUCUGUCACAUAGAAAAGCACAUAGAUCUAAAUUCUAACAUCGUGAUUUUUUUAAUUAUUUAUACUUAGUAUAAAUAAUAUUUUUUCUUAUUAUUAUUUUAGUUUUUAUUACUAGAAUUAUAUCACAAGAAGAUUUUAUUCGAUGAAUACGUUUUAAAGCAAUAUAGUACUCCAUCUGUAGGAUUGAUUUGCCUAUGCAGCAGCACCGCCGUAUAAUAAUGUAAUUCAUACGUAUAUGUAUAACCUGUGUAUAUAUUUUGCCGUGGUUAGACUAACAUUUUUUACAAAACUUUUGAAAAGUUGGGCAAAAAUCAAAUAUAACUGGCAAUUUGUCACGCCUAUGUUUAGAGGCGAUCGUGAUGUCAAGCCUGGAAGUAUUAGUGAUCCAAAUUUGAAGAUAAGUAAUUAAUCUUAAAUUUAAACUACUGGUUUUAUAAAAGGUAUACCGUACUAUGUUUUAAUAUAUUGUUGGUAAAAAACAUACUGAUUCAUGUAAAUAAGUAAUCAAAUAUUUAAAUUGGAUUUGCAGAUUUAAUCACAGAGAAUAUUUGUUUAUAAGCCACUUCGUAGUCUGAACUGCGCAUGCCCGUAUCCAAUGUCAAUCAACAUCCAUAGCGUAAAACCUCGAAUAGCAGCCCUGAACUUCCUUUUUGCAAGCUUUGGAUGUGGGCUUCUUUUCGAGAUGGGCUUCUUUUUGCGGCCACUUUUCAAAAUGAAUGCUGUAAAUUUUGGAUGCAGGGGUGUUGUAGACAAAGGGUUGCAGGCCCCCUAGAUUGUUUUAAGAAAAAGCAAUUGUUGUAUUGCAUUGUUGAUAUGAAUUACCGCUAAAGGUACCGGUAUUAGAGGACAAUUUCUAGGCACGAGAAGUAGGCGCGGAUCCAGACCUUCGCACCGUUCGCCAUGGCAAAGGUCAGAAUGGGAGAUAACAUUUUUUUUAAAAAUAUAAAUUGUAGUGCCUGGUGGUCUGGCGAAUUCCAACUCUUUUUGUCAGAAAUGCCACCUACCUAAACCAAAGAAAAAAAUACAUGCAAGUACUUUUUGCAUUGUCUAAGUACUCAUUAAACCGGCUGCGCGAUGUACGGUACUGUGGUAACGUAAACUGUUGAGUUUUUAUUAUUUUGAUUUAUGUCACAAUGUGGUCAAUCAAAAAUCAAUCACAGGAGGAGGAUUAUAUGUGCGUUGAUUCUGAUAACCUUAUUGAAAGGCAUAUACAAUUUUAUUAUAUUUUGUUAUUCCAAAAUUACACUAAAGCGAAAACCUAUGCUAUUAUUUUAAUUAUGACUUUUUAAUUAAUGAAUUAUUAUUUCAUUAUUUUAAUGUUACAAAAAACAGGUAUUUAAUAGAGUGGGUGCUGCAGACAUAGAGCUUAAAACUUACGAACACACUUCUAAAAAUACAUCUAAAAAGAAAGAGCAACGACAUGAAUGGUAGGCCUAUGUGAAUUUCAAAUCGAAUAGCUUUGGAAAUGAAAAUAAAAUAAAGAAAAAUACUGAGAAAUUGA
Anneissia japonica is the source of this 2475-nucleotide messenger RNA. RefSeq names its product homeobox protein ceh-30-like. Gene Ontology annotation, biological process: regulation of DNA-templated transcription. Lineage: Eukaryota; Metazoa; Echinodermata; Crinoidea; Comatulida; Comatulidae. The coding region runs from base 1 to 804 and encodes 267 amino acids. Gene Ontology annotation, molecular function: sequence-specific DNA binding; DNA-binding transcription factor activity, RNA polymerase II-specific. The record is from RefSeq and is a predicted model, not a curated record. The transcript is spliced from 3 exons.